Messenger RNA from Orbicella faveolata, 11385 nucleotides. RefSeq lists its product as uncharacterized. The record is from RefSeq and is a predicted model, not a curated record. Lineage: Eukaryota; Metazoa; Cnidaria; Anthozoa; Scleractinia; Merulinidae. Gene Ontology annotation, cellular component: centrosome; lysosomal membrane; midbody. Gene Ontology annotation, biological process: regulation of cytokinesis; double-strand break repair via homologous recombination; mitotic cytokinesis. Gene Ontology annotation, molecular function: phosphatidylinositol-3-phosphate binding; metal ion binding.
CCCCCACCCCCUCCUACACUGGAAACACCUCUCGAACUGCCACUGCUACAUGAUACGCAGAGUAGCAGCAAUGUGCACUCUCCAUUUUAGUUCUGCAGUUGGCUCUAGAGGUAUAUUAACUAGUCAUCAUUCCCUCACCUUCUCAAAGACAGAAUGAAAGAAUUCCCAGAAGAAUUGAUCAUGCAUGAGAUUAUUUCAUUUUCCAACUGCAGCGAGCUGGCAUAUAUACAACAUUUUCCUGAUUUAGUUUCCUGGCUUACAUUUCAUUUCAACUUACAUAAUUUUACAUGUACCGGGCGCUCGAGGUUUGGCAAAGAAAAUAAUAAUAAAAAAAAAAUCAAAGAGUAGCCACCAAAAUUAAGCCUUCGACUAGUUAAUUAUCGAACUUGAAAGAUCGACGUACGUUGGAAAUAGUGAAACUUCAGUUUCACAUUGUGCACAGCGAAAAUUCUUGCCACGAUUCAUUCAGUUUAGUCACCGUAAGUGCGACAAAGCUGUCUAAGUUCUCACCUACCGUGGAAUCAAUACAUCAAGUUAGAAGUUCACAGGAGAAAAAGACCCUUCCACACAUCUUCCACAACUGCGCCACUCUGUCCCUGGAAUUCUGCGACCGAUGACAGUGCGACUAAACAGUGCUACUUACAUGACGUACUAGUUUCCAGUCACGUGCCGAGCCAAAUAACACGGAAAACAUAGGGGAAAUCUUUAUACUUUUAGAAUGGAUUUUUUUUGGUUUUUCUUUAGCGUCACGCCAAAUCUCGUAUUCCUCGAAACACAACAGAACCCAGCAUGAAUGAUCAGUCCUUGGUUACCCAUCCUUUUGACAGGGAGGAAGAAGAUUCCCUGCAGCAGCUGUUCACAUCAUUCUGUAAUCAUCUGACGCUCGGACAGUGGGAACUAACUCGUCUAUGUUUGCGGGGUUUAUUCGAUCAGCGUAACGCACUCAAUAAGCCUUUGAAGGAGAUUCUGAGAGCGAUCAUCGAUCAACCACAUCACGCAAGUUAUGGGUCACAGUCCAUUCCUUCUCCAUUCCAUUUAUCAUGGCUGUGUUUGGUGGAGUAUUUGGAUCUUUUCACUAAUGAAGAGGAUCAGAUUCCAGAAUCAAUUGUGAAGAAGGUAGAAUUUCGUCUUCUUCUCUACCUUGCAUGUCAAGAAGCUCCUCAGAAUGUAAUUCAGGAUAUUGAUGACUAUCACAGCCAGAUUGUUUACAGGGACCCUGACCUGUUUGCAUCAGGAGUGUCAGAUCUUCCUUCUUCUACCCUGUCAUACUUGAAACAGCUCCUUUCUGAGAGCCCUCAGUUUGGGCGAGCUGUGGUUAAUGACCUCACCUCCAAAGGCAAAGGGUUUUUGAAAAAUAAUCAGUUGCUACAACAACUUUACGUAGAUCUCAUUAAUGAACAACUGAAAGCCUUGGACUCUGAUGUUGUGGAAGCAGAAUGCAUUGACCCAGCUGCAGUUGGUACAGUGGAAAGCCCGGUUGAUUCUAUCAAGAAACGAUGCAAAUUUAUUUAUCAGAUGCUCUCAUACAUGAACCCAAGCCCUGAAAUGGUUAGCCUAUCUAAGUGUAUAGAUGAUCUUUUCAAGAGUCUUAUAAACCGAACAUGCAUUCACAAGCACAGUAAACUCGACAAGGGCAUGCUGUAUUCCUGCCUUCUCAGCCAACCCGCAACUUAUUUGAUUGAAAAGUUCUGUUACAUUGAAAACCAAAUGCGGUUUUAUGUAGAAGGUCCUCCAGAAUUACCACUGUCGAGGACAUCUCUGCAAGGAUUUAAACGACAAGCUGCAUUAGUUAGUCCCUUUGUUCAAGUUUGUUAUUCACAGUCUUUCAUGGAAGAUAGGAGAGAAGCUUGGAAAUUUUUGUUUUUUCAUGCAUUGGAUGGAAAUCAUAUCUUGGAAAAUAUAGUGGAAACAGCUCUUGUCUUUGUUAAGGAGGGUGACUUUGGUUGUCUGACACAGCUUUUGUCUCCCGUGGAAUUUGUUCGGCUUAAGCCGCUUGUGCUUCUUCUGGGCUGGCCCUACUGCUACAGUUGCGAGAAUGCCAAGAAUCUACUGGAGGCUCUCUGGAAUCCUACUGAGAAGGCUGCACACCCAUCGCUGUAUCAGGCCUGUCAGAAACUGGCUUAUCAAGUUCAACUGGUUCAGUGGUGUACAGAGAAAGCUCGUCCUCUACUUGCAUCAUCUGAAUCAGGCUCGACACGCCAUCAGCAAGCAUCAGAAAUGUUCCAAGGCCUUGAAUCUCACUCGGUACUACACGUGUUGCACAAGUCUGUCAGUCUCGCUCAUCUUCCCGAAAAGGAAGUCUUUGAACUUUUGAGGAAGCGGCCCGUAUUUAGUCCUCUGGAUGCCAAUCAAACCACAAGCUGCCCAACAGAAGUCGAGGAGGAAAGAUUAGAUGAACCACAACAGGCUGAAGAUGUUUCCAAAGAGAAUGCGGAGAAAGGAGGACAAGAUUCGGAAAUUCAUCCCGAAGUCCAGAGAGAUAUUUUUCUGUACCACAGUUAUUGUGCUCUAAGGAAUUUUAUGGAAGCUAUAACGUCGUCUGUAGAAGAGACCUCUGUGAACGAUAGUUUGGAAACAGUAGGCGAAUCUGCUGACGAACAGACUGCUAAAACUUUAGCGCCAGGGAGAAGUGAACGUGCGAAUGGAAAUCCAGGCAUCGCUUCUCAGCAACGGUCGUCUUGUGGACAAGUAGCAAAUAAGCUUAAUGCUGGAAAGCAGCAUUUGGCUCAGGUCUAUCCUUUGACAUACAGAGUUGAAAUUCUGGAGAACAUCUUUAGCCUCCUGUUUGGCACUUAUGAGGAUCUUUAUGAAGGGAGAGUCCAGCAAAAUGAAAGCGAUGAUCUUGAGACUAUGGAUGAAGAAACGAGGAGUUUGUCGAAGAGUAGUCGCACUGGAAGCUGGGAGAGCCUUGCUAGUUCCGUUGACUUGUCGUUUGAUGGUGCAGUUCCACACAGCAGUGUAAAAGAUCAGGAGAAAACUUCGAGUCCAGCUAGUGCAAUGUCUCCAACUUCUGACGCUCAACAGAGGCACAAAGAAACCACUGCACCAUUAGCUUUAGACUCCGUAUCUCGCAGACAGCUCUUUAAAAAUACCAAAUCUGAAUCGGACUCCGCGCUCUUGAAGAAGGUGAUAAAUGGAGAAGAAAGAUCAGUUAUUUUCAAGUCACAAGAUGCGACUGAGCCGGUCAACACGAGACAAUCAGAGAAUGAUUCGUUAAGCGGCAAUCUUCAUUCUAGUAAAGGGUCGUCGAGAGCUGCCCUGCCUGAUGAGAACGAUUUAAAAUGUGAAUUUGUAGUAGAUGAUGAAAUUGUUCCAGAUUUGUUGAAGACACUCAAGGAGUGUCUGAUGGAGCUGAAUACGGCAAAGUUCUCUGAACUCAAGAAAGAAAAACCCGAGUCAUUCUCAAAGCGCCAAGACUUCCUUCAGACCUCAGUGCUUCGCAACACCAUGGAACAGCGCAUUUCACGUCUGGGACAGUUCAUCAAUGAAGCUCAGUGGAGAUUUCAGUUGGUGUCGUGGAAUGACAGCACCAACAAUCAGAAGAUCAGGAACUCCAGGAGAAGACUGGCCAAGAAGAUCCAACAGUUGGUACGUACAGAUGCAAAGUGGAAGGCAGAGGAAGGUCAAGAUGAAGGCUCAGAUGAUACACUGAAACACAGUUCAAGUGAAAUGCCAAGAAAGCAGAGACGUAGAGCAACAGGAUCUAAAGAAAACUCAGGAGAAUCAAGCGCUCAUCUUAGCCAGGAGGUAUCCACAGGAACGGACGAGAACAGAGAAAGAACGCGGAAGAGGAAAAGUGAGAGACGCCGUCUUUCGUCACGGACUUCAGCAUCAGAAGGAGCCAGCUCGCUGAUCAAGGAUGACAGCAUCAUAGCGCGCAUGCUCUCCUCGCCUGACACGCUUAUCUACAUGUGUAUGAGAAAGGACAACUACGAACGCGCCCUUCAAGUUAUUAAAAUGUUUAACAUGGCUGAGAAGCCCAGUGCGCAAGCCGCAGUUUUUGCAGAGAAGUACGGUAAGGCGCUGAGAGAUCUUGAGAGUUUGCAACCCAAAGUGAGGCGUCUUCCAACACAGGGCCUUUCUAAAUCUCGUAAACCGCUAGGCGCCCUUGGAGCCGUUGCCAUGGCAGCAGCCUCUGGUGCUAACACUUCAAUGGUUUCUGAUCUGAUUGACAAGUUGUUGUCGAUACCGUCUCUGUCGGCCGUGUUGAAUCCCAGUCUCAGCUCAGAGGACUUGGCGAGUGGGAAUUCAACACUGGUAAAGUUCCUGGAUCCGCAAAUGGUUCCAACAAUGUUAUGUGUGGAUCUGGCGUGUACAGCGGCUGUAUCGUGGUCUGUCUGUAAGACCUUGCUGGAGAUGGCGAAAAGUCGCAUAAUAGGAGAUCCCUCAUCUUCUUCCAGCAAAUCAUCUGGUCUUCUGCCCGGUGUAAAGCCAUUUAUGAACCAACUAGAGGAGCUUCUUAAUCAGGAAGAGUCACGUGGUAGAGCCCAGGCCCCAACUGGUGGUAUCACGAUCUCUGUCACUCCGAAGCCUAAUGCUUUAGAGGUUCUUCUCGUGGGAACCCACCCUAUUCGUCCUAAGGACAUGGAGGCACACAAAAAACUUAUCGCUAGUCAAGAGGAGGCAUUCAAACGAUUUGAGCAGGCGUUAGAGGAUGGCGACCCGCUGAUUCGCAGUGUGGAUGAGGUUUCUAAACAAAUCGCAGGCCACAAACAUCUUGGCAGGCAAAUCUCGUUCAACCUGAUGGAGAAGAGCCUGGCGGUGAGAGUCGCAAUGAUCGAGUUGCAGAAAGCGUUUGAUUGCGUCGAGGGGGCUAGUCACGUGACCACAGCUGUUGGAGGAGGACUGGAGCAGAGAUAUGACUACAUGAAAAGUUUGUUUAAACACGUCGAUGCUUUGGCGACGCUGCUGUUGUUUUGGCAGCAGGCAAAGGCAGCAGAUUCUGCGUCUAACGUUCCUACUGAUAUAGACCUGAAUCGUCCCAGUGCGCUCAAAGUGUCCAAUCCAUUUGUCGUGUUAAAUGAAGGCAUUGCAGAAACUCUUGGAAAGCCUAUGUUUGAAAAGAACAUUGCUCCAAAAAGUUUAGAGGCUGUGGCAAAGAAGCUGCAUGUCAACCUCUCGAAGGUCAUCGUGUACAACUGCUGUCCUGCGGUGUCUUCACUGGGUGGGAUCUCUCGUCGAGAUGUCCGCUGGCCGUCUUCUAAUCCGGUUAUUCUGAAUACUGGAAGCCGCUGGACAGAUAGCGUUCGAGAUCCCAACACUGUCGCCAGGGAUUUGUUGUCCAGAAUGGUUGAACUACUCAAAGAUGUGGCCAAGUCUCAGGGCGGUAUCGUUGAUUCAAAGACGGUGGCUAAUGUCACCAGGAGAGACGAAUUCGUGGCUCUCGCGCGGGGUACUGGUGAACUUCAGAGCGUCAACCUUGACUCGCUGAGCUCGGACGCGGCUAAGGUAUGCUUCUACGUCAAUACCCUCAAUCUUCUGAUUGCGCAUGCGUCACUGCUUCAGUUUGCGGACGGCUCUGGAGAGGAGAUGAGCGAAGUGGAAUGUCACAUUUCCCGGCAUGCUUCAUUUACCCGGCUCAUGGAUGCACUGUCAAGCUCUGGAGGGGAGGGGAGAAGUGGAGAUUCAGUUCCCUUGACCGCCCUAGAGAGGAUUGCGUUUCUCAAGCAGCACUGUUACUGUAUCGGUCAGCUGGGCAUAGUCAGUGCGUUCGACCUGCAGUUCGUUAUUUUACACAAAGGUCUGGUGCCGCCGAGUACAUUUGGAGAGGGAGUGAUUAUGUGUUUUCCAGAACGAUAUGCUGAUGACGACAAGAGAAGGUUCAAGCUCGCCACUUCUGAGAAGCGAAUUAUUUUUGCAAUCUGUGACGGCUGUGUGUCUUCCCCUCAGCUUCAGGUGUUUGACGUAGAUGAACUGGACGCGCAGCUCUCCACCGCUGUAGUUUCUUACUUAAAUUCCCGGGUAUCAUUGAACCAGCAAACUGGACAGAUAAACCUGCCUGAGAUCCUUCACUGGUACAGGAAGGACUUUGAAAUAAGACCACUAGAUCCACCCGGACCCGAUUCUCCUAAAGAACCUGAUGUUUCUCUUCUGCUACAGCUGGAGCCGUAUCUUUAUCCCGAUACCGCCGCAGUGCUUCAACAAAUGCUUCCCAACAUCACAGAAAUCGCAUUUACACCAUUUUGUUGGACCUUUGGUUACAGGUUUGAGUCUGCGAUGCUCGAGCGGUCUUCCUCGGCCUCAGUCUUCCAGCGGUCCAACUCUGUCCCGGACAGUCUUCUCAGCAUGGAGUUGUCUGUUCUGGCGCGGUCAAGGAGGGUUGAGAAAAGAGGACUAUUCAGCUUGAACGACGUAACUUUGGAGUAUUUAGAGGAAAAGUCACCGUUGAUUGCUGCUUUGGCGAGCUUGGUGUGCUCCGCACCCGUGAAAAUGCAGACUUCCGAAGAAGUCAUUGCACAAACCUCAAGCGAAAAUUGUGAACCUGUGGACGAAACAAUCGAGCUUCCCUUCAAAGUUGCUUUGGAAAAAACUGCGAAAUUUCCAGUUCUUCAGAGGUACAUUGUUUGCAAGCUCUACAUGAUAGCAGAAAUGUUGACUCCAGCGGAGUUAGAAGAAGCCGGCGGCAGUUGUGGCAGUUAUGACCUCAUUAAGCUCGAUUCAAACCUUCAGAUCUUACAAGGAGGGACCCACCCGCCGGAAAUCUCGCUGUUUUCCGUGUCUUUGGCCCCUGAAGGCAGUCGGUCGCUACAGAAUGCUUUUCUCAGGGCCAGUGACUUUUUCUUGCGCAAAGGUUAUUUUGAAGAACUCUUGGAGUUAAUCAGUUCGUCCAAUCUUCGCGGGGAUGGAGUCGGAGGCCCUGCCAUCGACUUUUUGUUGAGCUCCGCUAUUCUGAGCAAAGGAGGAACGAGAUCUGAGCUACGCGAGACACUGAAAACAGUUUAUCAUCAGUUGAAGAUUCCAGAAUUAAAGUUAAAUCACGUAGUACAAAAGAAACCUUGGGCUCUUCUACCUCGGAUCAAAGAUUACCAUCAGUUGACGCGUUUAGUGAUGAGAAAACUGAAGGAGUGGAACGCUAAGACCUGUAUUGACUUAAUCGACCUGUGUCUGUCACGUCCCACCAAAAACACUGUCUUGACAAAAGACUUGGAGAGGAAGAGAAAGGAGAUAUCCUUGUAUCAAAAGAUUUCUCGGUGUGCCAAGUCCCCUCAGUUUCAAGCCACCCAGCAGGAACAAAAACAGCAGCAUUCCUUGUUAAGUCUCAAACAGUGGCAAGGUGUGGCAGUCAUGUCCGAGGAAGAACCGCGAAAUGUUAUGGAGUUUUUGUUGUCUGUUCAACAGUUUGAUCUCGCUGUGGACUGGGCUGAGCUUCACAAUCUUCCUGGUCAUUUUCACAAGACCAUCAAAGAAAGUCAACUAAAGCACCUGCUUGCCGAGAGCGCAGAGGAUCACAUGAAGGCUUACAGGAUCUUAGAGGGGCUUCAAGACCAUGAAAUGUCUCUUGGCAUCUGCGAGUCUCUUCUAUCUCAGAACCUUCACGUCGGUCAAACAUUGUUUAUAAUUCAAUUCAUGCUCACCAACCUCCCCUCCCUGCUGUCUCCAAUCCGUAUAGAGAAGUUACUGUGCACCAAGAUGGGCGCCAAAGCACUACUGUGCUUACCAGACCCCGCGCGGCCGCAUUAUGAGCACCUUGUCUCCAGGCCUCCCCUCUUGCUAGAGCAGCUUCUCAUGAAUAUGAAGGUUGAGUGGGCCGCUAAAGUCUUUCAGCGCAUCCAGGUUGAUGUGAGCUGCAUGGAAGAUGUUGAGAGCCUUGGUGAUCACGGAUGCACAGUGAAGGCGUUUGAUGAAUUGUUGACUACGUAUUCCUCUAAGGCGCUGGAGUUUCAAGUUGUGCAAAUGGAGCGAAGUCAAACAAAGGAACUUUGCAGCAGCAUCAUGCAGAGUCUGAUCCAGACCCCCUCUUCCUCGCCUACGUCUUCCAUGACCACCAUGCCUGGUCGAAUAACGCCCAUUCCGGAGUCUGGGCGCUACACGCCUGUAACUUCGACACCAGUGAAGGAAAGAGGAGCGCGGGAAUCUACGGCCGGGAGCCUGGAAAGGAAAGUUCAAACCUUUCCACGAAGAAAAAUUUCUCUUGACUCGCGAUUGCCGACUAUGGAAAAAGAGAAGAAAACCCAGAGACCAACUACGCCCUCGUCUACCACCGGGAGCUUGGGUACAAAGAAGACCGCGGUUCAAGGUGGUCAGCAGCUGUAUAUUCCGCCAGUCCUGCCACCAAAGAAGGAGAACUGGAUGCCAGACCAACAAGUAUCAAUAUGUGUCAUCUGUCAUGAAAAGUUUAGCAUGUUCAAUCGCCGACAUCACUGCAGGCGCUGUGGGCGAGUUGUAUGCGGGACGUGUUCCCAGCAUAACUACCUUGUCCCGGGGUACGGGAAGUAUCCCGUUCGCGUGUGCGAUACUUGUUUUGAAUACUUCUACACAAACUGGUCUCGUCCACUUCGUGAGGAUUUAACCGCAUCCAUUCGCUCAGAACCAAAUUCUUUGGAGAAGAGACGCAGCUCCCAAGGACUUGCAGAGAACACAGAAUCCAGUGGAACAAGUAGUAUCAUAGGUGGCAGUUAUCUGGAGAGAACACCGUCCACUGAGUGGCUCACUGAAGACAUGAAUGCACGUUGUCUGUGGAAACUGAGUUUGGAUGAAGAAAAUAACUCCUUACUUAGAGAUGAAUUCUUCUAUGAACAGGCCCCAAGUGCUUCCCUGUGCGUGUCCAUUUUGGACCUUCACAGUGACGUCAAGGCCUGUGGCAUGCUGAUUCUGGACCUGUGUAACUCGCUCUCUCAAAAGUUGGUCUCAGUGGCCCCUGGUGUCAGAAAUGAGGAGCUGGACCAUAACCUGCUUAUAAGUAUGAUCCGCUAUCUGUUGUUCAACGCUAAACUCAAGAUGAUGAAGGCUGGAGAGACACAAGGCGUGGAGCUUUGCGAUACGUACCUUGGUCAUGUGGAUCUAAUGAAGUUUCUAGUAGAGUCGAACUGUGGAGACAUCCCUUCACUUCGCGACCUCAUGCACCCCGACUCUGCAAGGCGUCUUCGUGACCGAUUUAUUGAAGCAGAACGGCUCUCUCUUGCCAUGGAAGUUUCUACCAAGUGUGGUCUUGACCCCUCAGGGGUGUGGGGAGCGGCUGGAUUUGCUCUUUUACAAGCUGGAGAUUUCCCUGGGGCCAGAGAAAAGUUUGCACAGUACCUGGAAAAGAUCAUCGACAUUCUUCAGUCGUCUCCACUUCUGGCCUACAGACAGUCUACAGAUGACCUGAUGUCACCGUUGCGUGGCCUCUUGGAAAACGGCCGAAAUUUCCAGAGUGGUAAUUCGUACUUAGAUCCCAAACGGUUUGACGAAUGCCUUUACUAUCUUCAUAAGUACGGUAGCCCGUCAUCUCUUGUGGCAUUUUACGUCAGGCACGGUCAUCUAAAGCUCGCUUGCAGGUACAUCAUAGACAAGCAAUGUUCUGUGGAAGUGUUCAUCGAAAGUUUGUUCAUGCGCCUUGUUCUCAAAGGUAAAUUUACGCAGCUGAAAGAGCAGAUGGAAACCGCUGACCCGACAUUGCAGGCGUGGAUGCCUUAUUUGACCGCGGCUUGUAAAUUUUUACUACGCCGAAGUUUUCAUCAUCUGCUGUACGAAGUACAGGUGUUUAUGAGGGACUUCUUUCGCGCCGCUCAGACUUGUAUCCGGUUUUACGAGGGCGCGGCCGGUGGACCCGUGACGUCAUACGAAGAUCUCUACUCUCGACUUCAUUACCUCGAGGAAGCUAAACAGCACAUUGAAGCUGUGAUCGCCGAGAAGAAAUCCCCCAAGGGAACUUGUAACACCGUGUUUGCGUAUUUGCGACAGCGUAGCACUACCAGUGUAAAGAGCGUUGCCGAAGAACCCUCUCACCUAACCAUGUCACUGUCCGAGUUGAACAGUCAUAUGAACACCAUCAACUUACAGAUGGAGGUUACGAGCUUCAUGCAUCAGUGCGCUGUGGACCGAGGGGGGCUGGGUCUACUACGAGCGACUGAAGGAAAUCGACUGCCAACCCUUUUCGGAAAUGGACAUGUUAGGGCAGAGGUGGUUGUCCAGGUCCUUCUUGCUGGAGCAACAAUCCUAGAUGGUUUCAGCUUGGCCAGCCGAAUAAUUCAGGAUUUUAAUCUGCCUGCUGCACGUGUUUACGUGGACGCUGGCCGUUCGCUGGCGCGACAGUACAAGUACUCACACAUUGAAGAACUUCUACGUUGCUCGGGGGAGACUGGACAAGUAACAGACAAAUGUCAUGAUGAUAUCAUUCUGGCAUGCGUCAGUAUUGUGGCCGCUGACCAGAGUCAGACGAAGUACCUGGAAGGACUAAUUAAACUUCUGAAGAAUGACAUCAACAAGAUAAGCGCUUUCCUAAUGUGCGGUAAACUAAAAUCCGCUUAUCUGAUCGCUGUAAAAGGAGACCGGGUGGACGCCAUUCGGGAAAUCGCUGAGCUGGCGGAGAAGACAGGACAAAGUAAAAUGGUGGAGAUCUGCUCCAAGUAUCUGUCGCAAUAUGAUAAGAGAAGGCAAACUCUGGAAAGACGAACGACGCAACGAAAACAAGGCGCGGAAUACAAGAGAUGACGAGACGUUGCAAGGAAAAAUCUAGGGUGAAUUUUUCAAGAUAGUAUUUCGUAAUUUAUCUCAGUUGUCCCAUUCUUGUUUCUCUCUGAUUAAGCUUUACCAAUUACUUGCUGUUUUGCUACCUUAGUCAACUAAAUUUUAAAAUUUUCUCUGAUUUUCAUACAGGUAACUUGUACGUUGCUAAGAAUGCCGGAUGUAAUACAUCGUUGACUGCAAGCAGGCUGUUGUGUUUAGGGCGGGGACGCGAGCGGCGAAGCCGCGAGAAACACACACGCAUGAGUCGAAACCGCGAGACGAGCCGGCGCGCUGUGUCUAGUUAGGCCUCCCACGCGUCGUUCUUAAACUCGCUCGCGCGCCGAAGCGAAAGGUCAGAUAGCUGCACCCAAACACUAGAGCCCGCUCGCAGGCUAAAUUUAUCGUUUCUUAAAGGGGCUAGGUCACUCACAGCUGGUCCAGACAAAUAAUGAACAUUUUCAAGCGCGCACGUCACUUGACCCAUCAGACAUAAGACACAAAUACGAAAUGUUAUAAAAUUGCCAGUUAAUAUAGUUCUUUAGUAUAAAUCUACUAGCGAUAUAUCACGAAUGGCGUUCUCUGAUUGGCUACGCUACUCACUAUCUAUUCUGUUGUAGAUAGCGAGUAACGCAGCAGUGUGCGCUUUUUAACAAACUGGCAGCCGAUUCUUUGCGUUUUCGAAAUGUCUUUGGAUAAAGUUUUGAACAACUAGUAGAUUUAUACUAAAACAAUUAGAUU